This is a messenger RNA of Penaeus indicus, 426 nucleotides long. RefSeq lists its product as uncharacterized. The coding region runs from base 1 to 426 and encodes 141 amino acids. Lineage: Eukaryota; Metazoa; Arthropoda; Malacostraca; Decapoda; Penaeidae. The record is from RefSeq and is a predicted model, not a curated record. The transcript has 2 exons.
AUGUCACACUCUUCGUCGAAGUCCGCACGCCCACAUCACCUUACUUGCAUCUCUCCCGCCCACAUCACCCGCGCCCACAUCACCCUAUUUGCAUCCCCGCCCACAUCAUCCCCGCCCACACCACCCCCUAAAUCUGCCCCACCAUCAUCCCCGCCCACAUCCCUCCCUUACAUCUCUCCCGCCCACAUCACCUACGCCCGCGUGUCCCCCCACCCACAUCCCUCCCUUACAUCUCUCCCGCCCACAUCACCUACGCCCACGUGUCCCCCCGCCCACAUCCCGCCCUUACAUCUCUCCCGCCCACAUCACCUACGCCCACGUGUCCCCCCGCCCACAUCCCGCCCUUACAUCUCUCCCGCCCACCAUCACCCCCGCCCACGUGCCCCCCCGCCCACUUUGCCCAUCCUCCGCCCUCGCCCGAAGUAA